Molecule: messenger RNA, 1626 nt
Organism: Adineta steineri
Lineage: Eukaryota; Metazoa; Rotifera; Eurotatoria; Adinetida; Adinetidae
Source: the annotation of a GenBank genome assembly
AUGUUAUUUGAAGAUCUGCCAUCAGAAUUAUUAUUUGAAAUAUUUUCUUAUCUUCACCCAUCAGAUCUUUAUAUAUCAUUUAUUCCAUUAUCAAAUACUCGUCUAUCAUAUAUAAUAUCUCAUAUUGAUUUUUCUCUUGAUUUAACUUAUACAUCAUUUUAUCGUUUUUACCAUAUUUUAACAUAUUGUUCGCCAUCACAAAUUAUUUUUCUUCGUUUAACGAAUCAAUAUUCACAUGGUUUAUUAAUAUCAGAAUUUUUUACAUCGAAUUUUUUUCAUUCGAAAAAUUUUAUUCGAUUACGUUCAUUACAUUUGGAUGAUAUUAUUGGAAAUGAAAUUGAUUGUCUACCACCUAAUCUUGAAAAAUUAUAUAUUAAAUUUCAUAAAAAAGCUAAAUAUGCAGCUAAAUUUUAUCAAAUUGCAUUACAAUCAACAUCAUUAAAACAAUGUUAUCUUAUUGGUGGUUAUGCAUUUGAUAGUAAAACAUGUUCUCAUAUAUCAUCAACAACUAUCGAGAUACUUCAUAUGGCUAUUAAAAGUUUUCCAAAUGAUUUAUUAGUUUUACUUCAAGCUUUACCAUGUUUAACUAAACUUAAAACUCGUAUCUAUACUCAAUUAUCAACAAAUCAAUUUCCUGUAAUAUUAUCAUCUCCAUUAACUCAUCUAAAUAUUGACCUACAAGGUAGUGGAAUUAGUUUAGUUAUGCUUGAUACCCAAUUACUUUCUCAUCUAUCUCAAAUACAAUCAUUAAUUUAUCAUUCUUAUGGAAAAUCAAAUGACGAUAUGAAUCAUUUAAUAAAAUUAUCUUGUAAACUUAAACAUAUUCAAUUUAUUCAAAAAGGUUUAUCUAUCAAUACUGAUAUUACACAAUAUAGUUUUAAUAAUGAUCUUGUCACUGCUAUACAAGAAGCAACUAGUAAUAAAAAUUCACGUCGAUCAUUAACUAUACAUACUAUACCAUAUCCAGAUAAAAUGCUGCAAUUACCAUUUGUACUAUGGAAUACAGUACAUAAUCCAAAUGAUAAUGAAAUUUAUGAUCGUGUUGAACGUGUUCGAAUUAAUCUAUCUGAAUGUUCAAUUACACCAAAUUUUCCUCUUUGUCGUCAUGUUAAAUAUUUAACAUUAAUAUCAAAUAAUGAAUCUAGUAAUUAUAUUAUAUCACCAACUCUUCUUUCAUCACUUGUUAGUCUCUCAUCAAUUCGUCAUUUAAUAAUUAAUACUCAAACAACAUUAUUUCAUUUUAAUCAAUUAUUUUCUUUAAUGUCUCUUCAUUCACUUGAUAUAGCUUGGUCACAACUACGUCCUUAUUUUUCUUUAACAAAUAUUAAAAUUCUUUCUCUUAUUAGUGAAUGUGUAUCAUGGAAAGAAAUUCAAUAUUUAAUACAAUAUUUAAUACCUGAAUUAGAACAUUUACAAAUGAAUGUUACAACAAGUGAUGAAUGUCGUGAAAUUCUAAAUAUAUUAUUAUCACCUAAUUAUAAAAAUAAUUUAAUAUCAAUUAAAAUUUGUAUAUGUCAAACAUUAUCAGAUCAAAUAAAACAAGAUCUUGAACCCAUACUUUUAUCUUCACAAUGGAUUAAAGUUAAAUGGCGAAUGGAUAAUUGGUAUCUAUAUAUUUGGAAAUAA